This is a messenger RNA of Ixodes scapularis (black-legged tick), 4301 nucleotides long. Its product is annotated as ATP-dependent RNA helicase dbp2. Gene Ontology annotation, molecular function: RNA helicase activity; ATP binding; RNA binding. The record is from RefSeq and is a predicted model, not a curated record. NCBI's taxonomy places the organism in Eukaryota, Metazoa, Arthropoda, Arachnida, Ixodida, Ixodidae. Gene Ontology annotation, cellular component: ribonucleoprotein complex; nucleus; cytoplasm.
CGCAGCAACACACUCUUGCGUGCUCUUGUUGUGAUACAUUGAAAAGUGUGGAAAACCUCGGCGCUCAAAGAAUAAUCGAGUUAAUUACUGAUUGAUCGAUAAUUUUUGGUACCAUUAUGUCGUUCCGAGACCCAAGAGGGAGGGACGGCAGAAACCGCUGGGGCGGCGGCGGCGACGACGGAAUGCGCGGCAGCCUGAAGGGGCGUCAGCCUGGCGAGCGGCUGCGCAAGCCCAAGUGGGACAUGUCGAGGCUGCCCGCCUUCCAGAAGGACUUCUACAAGGAGCACCCCACCACGUCGCAUCGGUCCAUGAUGGAAGUGGAGGCGUUUCGUAAGCAGCACGACGUCACCAUCCGCGGCAAGGACGUUCCCAACCCUAUCCUGAGCUUCGAAGAAGCCAACCUGCCGGACUUCUGCAUGUCUGCGAUCCGGCAGGCCCAGUACACUGUUCCCACCCCCAUCCAAGCCCAGGGUUGGCCGAUUGCCCUCAGCGGACGGGACAUGGUCGGCAUUGCGCAGACGGGCUCCGGCAAGACACUUGCCUACAUUCUUCCAGCGAUCCUUCACAUCAGCCACCAGCCUUACCUUGAGAGAGGAGAUGGCCCCAUUGCGCUGGUGGUGGCCCCCACCCGCGAGCUGGCCCAGCAGAUCCAGCAGGUGGCCGCAGAGUUUGGGAGGGCCUCCCGCAUCCGCAACACUUGCGUCUUCGGGGGAGCCCCCAAGGGGCCCCAGAUACGGGACCUGGAGAGAGGGGUGGAGAUCUGCAUUGCCACGCCAGGACGCCUGAUCGACUUCCUGGAAGCGGGCAAGACCAACCUGCGCCGCUGCACCUACCUGGUGUUGGACGAGGCAGACCGGAUGCUUGACAUGGGCUUCGAACCGCAGAUCCGCAAGAUUGUCGAGCAGAUACGGCCUGACCGUCAGACGCUGAUGUGGAGCGCCACGUGGCCCAAGGAGGUGCGCUCCCUGGCGGAGGACUUCCUCAAGGAGUACGUGCAGAUCAACAUCGGGGCCCUGCAGCUGUGCGCCAACCACCGCAUCCUGCAAAUCAUCGACGUCUGCCAGGAGUCGGAGAAGGACACCAAGCUCCUCAAGCUUCUUCAGGAGAUCAUGAACGAGCGCGAAAACAAGACGAUCAUCUUCGCCGAGACCAAGCGUAAAGUGGACGAGCUGACGCGCCGCAUGCGUCGCGACGGAUGGCCGGCCAUGUGCAUUCACGGCGACAAGUCCCAGCCCGAACGUGACUGGGUGCUCACUGAAUUCCGGAGCGGGAAAUCGCCGAUCCUCGUCGCCACGGAUGUCGCGGCCCGCGGGCUGGACGUGGACGACAUCAAGUUUGUGAUCAACUACGACUACCCCAACUGCUCGGAGGACUAUGUGCACCGCAUUGGGCGCACGGCCAGGUCGAACAAGACGGGCACGGCGUACACCUUCUUCACGCCCCACAACUCGAAGCAGGCCAACGAGCUCAUCUCAGUGCUCAAGGAGGCCAACCAGGUGGUCAACCCCAAGCUGUACGAGAUGCACGAAAUGUCCCGGGGCUACGGAGGACGCGGGGGCCGCAACCGCUGGCGCACGCCCGGCGGCGGAGGAGGCCGGGGCGGCCGGGGAGACGACUCCUACGACGACCGGCGGCGCAACGACCGCUACAACGAUAGCAACUCGACAAACGCCUACGGGGACUACAUGAACCAGAGCUCGGGAGAACUGCCCAACAGCAACUACGGAUACGGCAUCUCAACCACCUCGCAGGUGUCGUCGACAACACCGUCCACGCCCGCGGUUGCCAUGACGGCCAUGUCGAUGGGCGGCAUGGGAGGGAGCAUGCCCAUGACACACAUGGCCCCCAUGGGACACAUGGCAGCUGCCUCGAUGGCUCACAUGAUGCCCAUGAUGCAGAUGCCCAACGGGCAGCAGUACAUGAUGGCUGCCAUGCCGCAGGCACAGCAGCAGCAGCAGCAGCACCAGCAUCACGGGGCCGCCGGACUCCUCGGUGGGCCGCCGCCACCCCCUCCACCGCCGCCCCCUGGCGUCACCAAUGGGGCGUGGUGAAUCCGUUAGGGUGUACCAAGAUGGCCGCCGCCGCAGCCCCUUCGUGUCACCAGCGGCGUGUGGUGGGUCAGAUAGGGUGUACCAAGAUGGCUGCCACUGCAGCCCCUCCGUGUAACCAGCGGUGUGUGGUGGAUCGGAUAGGGUGCACCAAGGUGGCUGCUGCCGACCUUUCGUUCGUUUGUAACCUGCCUCGUUGUAGAUUUGAUUUUAAUUUUGUACGAGCUUGUUUUUUUGCUUUUGUCUUUUUUUUUUUUUAAGGAAAGGUGUUUUUUUUAAUAAAAAAUUGAAUUUUAUGUGUUAUUUUUUAUGUUUUUGAUUGGACAACAAGUUUUUUGCCCUCUUUGGAAAGAAGUGCCCCUGGAGUGGUUUUCUAAGUUGUUGUAUGGCAUUCUUCAUUCUUCGUAGGAAUGCCAUACUAAUUUUUUCCCUCUGGGGAAAGCCGUACCUGGAGUUAUUUCGUGAGUUCUUGUUCUAAUGUUUUUUUUUUGUUUUUUUUUUCCCUUUUGGGGAAUUGGAUGGCUUGGGCUUGAUAGGGGCUUCCCAUUCAUCGCAACAUACCAUUUUCCAAAUCUGAUUCUGCUGUUGUUGUUUUUUUUUUCCUUUAGAUAAGGGUUUGGUUGGAACAGUUUAGUAAUUUCUGUCUGUUUCAUUCAAAUUUUUUUAUUCUGUUGGUGUUUCGGGGGGAGGGGGGGGGGGGUGUUUUGCAACAUUCUAGAAUACUGCUACAUAAGGUAUUCCUUUCUUUACAUGCAUUUUUUUUUCAAAAUUGGUGAAAAUGAAGGGUUUGCAUUCAGAUGUUUUAAUAAUAGCUGGGUGAAAAGGGUUUCUGUAAUGGUAAAUAUUAUUUUUUUUUAUUGUCAUUAAAGCAGUAGCUUUUUGGGCAAUAAUGAAGACGUAAAAGCAGUUCUGUACUGCUGUUCCAAAUUAUCUUUCUCAAACAGUAUACCUGAUUGACCCUGACUAUUUUUCUUCUCCCUUAUUUACAUAUUUAUUUUUGUUACCAAGUUCCUUUGUAGACUUGCAAUAGCUUUCAUGUUCUCUUUUGGGAUUGGGCAAGUACUGAACAGUACAGUAGAAUUGUGUUGCUGAUUUCGAGGACUAGUACUAUGUCAUUCUUUCAUUCUAGUGUGUCACAGGUUGUGCAUGUACACACAUUUUGGAAGUUGACGUGCUUGGCUGACUCGGCGUUAUCUUGUGUUCGUUCUAGUUGGGCGUCGUGCUCGCAAAGUGGAUUUACCUAAAACUGACUAGUAAUAACAAACAAUUUUCUAUUUUUUUGUGUGCACAGAAUAGCUUUUUUUUUUUUUCCUAUCUUGGUUAGUACCUCGUAUUAAAAUAUUGUACCAAACCGACCUGAGACCUUUAUUUUGUGUAUUUUGGCAUAGUGACUUGUAUGUUAACUUCUCCACGAUGUACGUUUAACAGAGCAAAUUCACUUGUCUUGUUUUGCACAUGUAUGCCUGAAGCGAGCUUACAUUGGUUGGUACGCUUUGAAGAGACUGGCUCGGUACCGUGUCGUGAAUUGGUGCAGUCGGCACGAUCUGCGUUUUCAUCCGCUCUAAUACGUUGGCUCAAGUUUUAAGGUACAAAAACACUCUUCAUUACAGUUGUGUAUAUAGCGUCCCCGAUUGCUGCUUAUUGUAUCAUUAAACUCUUACCAUUAUUUUCUGUGUUCAUAAAAAUUCGUUGCUUGGACAACUAAGAAAUAUAAUCUUGGCAACUGUUAGCAUGGUUUGCAAUCAUGAUCUUCAGGAUUUCAAGCAUGCAUGGUUUUGUAUGUGACUGCACAAAAUAGAUUGAGGCCAGUUAAUGGAGUAAGUCACAUCAAGAUUUUUCUUUGGCCGUUCAAAACUGAGCGGCUUCGGAUACUCUAUCUGGUAUUACUUCAAAUACCGUGUGCCAACUCCAUGGUGGUGGUAGCAACAUUUUGAUGUCACAUCCUCACUUGUUUGUACCGAAGGAAAUGUUUUGUCUUUCGUUUGUCUGGCAACGUGAAGAUUCGGUGUUGGUAGUUGACGACGACGCCUCUCGUAAAAUGUCCCUCGUUUAGGCACCUAACAACACUCGUGUAUGCUUGGUUGGAGGUUGCAGCAAAAAAUGUGCUCCCGUUUUGACGUGUUCACUUCCAUCAUUUGGUGUUGUUCCAUACCAGUCUAGUAGACCACGCCCACCAGAAAUUCACAUUAGAACAUUGUAAGGCUUCUCUUGGGGAGCCCAGUGGCAGUAAUAAACGUCAUGAAAAUAUUGGAA